AUGGUUGGUUCACUCCCUAUGAAUACUCAGCCACAAAAUGUUUCGAUCGCUCAACAAGAGCAAAAUAGCCAUGGCCGAGCAAUGGCCCUCGGCCACGACCAAGUGUUAGUUGAAGAUGUUAUGGAAGUCGCUAGGGGACUAAUCUUGAGGCCGAAUCUAGCCACUUCAUUGGAACUCCAACAACUCAUGCGUGUCAUGGAGACAAUGGCCCAAACUAUGGCCACUCAAAAUGCCCAAAUCAAUGAGAGGUUUGAUCGAUGGUUAGGCCAACAGAAUGGCCAAAAUGGAAACCAAUGGGCACCUAAUGGAACACCAGUGGUGGGGCCUCAAGUUGAGGUCCAGCUAAAUAUUUUUGGAGUGAAUCCGCCCCAACUUAAUCCACCAGUUGGGUUCAACCAAGCCCCAGUGGUUAAUAUUCCGCCGAUGGGCAACAACCCAUAUGCGACGGUCAACCAAUUUCAAGUGUUCCCGCCAUAUAAUCAAUUCCGCCAACACGCUCACCAAGGGGCCGGGGCCAAUUUCGCUGGGCCUCAUAUCAACCAAUUCGAAGUCGGUGGUUGGAAUAAUCCUGGCGGGAAUGCUAACAAUCCGUUUCUAGGGAAUCAAGUAAUCGACCGAGGUGCGGUCGAACAAAUGAUUCAAAAUAUGGUAUGUGGCCAAUGUCAUGGCCUAAUUAGCAUCCGGAGUGGAAAUCUCCGAGUGGCUCUCUGA
This is a messenger RNA of Prunus armeniaca (apricot), 711 nucleotides long. The record is from the annotation of a GenBank genome assembly. Lineage: Eukaryota; Viridiplantae; Streptophyta; Magnoliopsida; Rosales; Rosaceae.